Molecule: messenger RNA, 222 nt
Organism: Paramuricea clavata
Lineage: Eukaryota; Metazoa; Cnidaria; Anthozoa; Malacalcyonacea; Plexauridae
Source: the annotation of a GenBank genome assembly
GCUCGACGAAGCUUGGUUUUUGCAAAACAUUUGAGGAAAAUUGAGGACAAAUUCAGGCAGGAAAUUUUAAAUUCAGACGAUGAGAAGGACUCAACUGUGACGAAGAAAGACUGGCGUAAAACAAGGAGAAGGAAGGCAGUGCUGUGGGAGGACCAUACCUUGCUGUUCAUCUCAGACGUGCGGACUUCCUCUAUGCAAGGAAAAACUUCGUUCCAACAUUAG